Paramormyrops kingsleyae is the source of this 493-nucleotide messenger RNA. It is a transcript of the gene insl5a, whose product is annotated as insulin-like 5a. Gene Ontology annotation, cellular component: extracellular region. Lineage: Eukaryota; Metazoa; Chordata; Actinopteri; Osteoglossiformes; Mormyridae. The record is from RefSeq and is a predicted model, not a curated record. Gene Ontology annotation, molecular function: G protein-coupled receptor binding; hormone activity.
ACUGUGGGAUGGAUGUGGGGGUGUAUCCUUAAGGUCAGAAAUAAAAGGUCGGUGGAUAUAUAUGGAGCAGGUGGGCCGUUGUUAGACAGAGCAUCUGCCAGUGUUCCUAAGGAAGGGGCGAUUCAUUUGAAUGCAUCGACGGCGAAGAGGAACUUUGAAGUCACCAUGAAAGGACUGCUACUCCCCCUGCUGCUGCUGUGGGCGGCUUGCGCUCUGAAGACCACGUGCGGCGAGGCGACCGCUGUCAAGCUGUGUGGCAGGGAGUUCAUCCGCGCUGUAGUCUACACCUGUGGGGGCUCCAGGUGGAGACGAAUCCUCGAUCAGCCUGAGUCACACGUCGGUGAUGCUGAGGACCAGAGCAGCCUGGAGAACCUCACCUACAGUCAGGGGAUGAGUAAGAGCCGGAGAGACCUGAACCAAGUGCUGACCACAGUGUGCUGUCAGGUGGGAUGUCGGAAGAGUGACCUGACCUUCCUGUGCUAAGGGGCACUUU